CUAGAAAAACUCGCUCAGCUCUGGAAAGCGGCAGCAUAUGCCUUCUUUGCCCCACUUCCCGAGAUUGAGUAUGACUCCAACAGUCGUGUAUUUCAUGCCUUCCAGUGCCUGAAUUGUACAUGUAAGGUCACAUGCUAUCCUGACACUGCGGAUGCUGGCUCUACUGGUGCUCUAUGGCAUCACAUCCAUAAAUGUUGGGGAGAUGAUGUUCUCGCUGCCGCAGACGAUGCUAAGGACUUGAAAAAAUCCCGGGAGAUUGUUGGCAAGGAGUUGGCAAAGUCGAAGCCUAAAAAUGGUUCGAUCGUUAUGAUGCUGAAACGGUUUGGAUCGAAAAUCGUGACAUAUGCUACUCACUCACAUACUAAAACAGAAGUUUGUGCUGAAAGUGUGCGCUGGUGCGCUGAAAGUCUUCGUCCCUUCAACUUGUUCGCAGAUCAUGGCUUCAAAUGUCUGAUGAAAACAGGCCGUCCUCAGCACUAUAUUCCUCAUCCAACUACAGUCUCUCGUGAUACUAAGACAGUCUUUGCUAAAACUUGCAACCACAUCUCUAAGUAUCUCCGAAAGCUCACCAGGAUGUUAAGCUUUGCAACUGAUGCAUGGACAUCUCCAAAUCACCUGGGCAUAUGUAGCAUUGACUGUUCACUUCGUUUCAGAGGAUGGGACUCCCACAAGGAUGGUACUUGA
Desarmillaria tabescens is the source of this 684-nucleotide messenger RNA. RefSeq lists its product as uncharacterized. The annotation marks the transcript as partial. The transcript has 3 exons. Gene Ontology annotation, cellular component: nucleus. The record is from RefSeq and is a predicted model, not a curated record. Gene Ontology annotation, biological process: regulation of transcription by RNA polymerase II. Lineage: Eukaryota; Fungi; Basidiomycota; Agaricomycetes; Agaricales; Physalacriaceae.